Messenger RNA from Beta vulgaris subsp. vulgaris (sugar beet), 2304 nucleotides. RefSeq names its product pentatricopeptide repeat-containing protein At1g59720, chloroplastic/mitochondrial. Bases 372 to 2210 code for a protein of 612 amino acids. Lineage: Eukaryota; Viridiplantae; Streptophyta; Magnoliopsida; Caryophyllales; Amaranthaceae. The transcript has a single exon. The record is from RefSeq and is a predicted model, not a curated record. Gene Ontology annotation, molecular function: protein binding; zinc ion binding; RNA binding. Gene Ontology annotation, biological process: RNA modification.
CACAAAAGAAUCUCAAUCAUUUAUUCAUACCAUAGGCCGCGACGAAAACUCCGAAAAAUGCUGCCUUGAGGCUUUACAUACACAAAUAAUCUCAUCCCAAAGAAAAAGAGAAGAAUGGAGCAAAACACGAGCAUUGUGGGAAUUCCGAAAUCCCAAAUCCAACUCACUGAUUCUUGAAUAUACACCAGAGUUGUAGAGGGGGAAAUUGAGAAUCUCUUCUUGUCAGAGGCGAGAUGUCAACACCACUAGGCUAUCACUCGCUGCUCAAAUUGUAUAAUACCGAUUGGAAUCCAUACCCAUCGGGUAACAUAACAAAUUUAAUAAUGUAGAGGAAUGCUUGGUAAAGCUCCAUCCCAACACCAAAUUUCAAAAUGCUGAUAGCCUCCACAACCAGCCUGCCGUCCGCCCACACUCUCUGUUCCUCCGCCAUUACCACCGCCACCAACAACCACAAUCAUGCCCAUCUUCUCUCUCUCCUCAACCACUGCUCUUCCAUGACAGAACUCAAGCAAAUACACGCCCAAAUUCUCCGCACAACACCAUCCCACCACCCCAAACACCUCCAUUUUCUUUACAGCAGACUCCUUCAUUUUACAUCUUCUUCUGACAUUCACUAUUCUCUUAAACUUUUCUCCCAUAUUCAACACCCCAAUUCCUUCAUUUGGAACACCCUUAUUAGAGCUUGUGCUCAAAGUCAUACCCACAAAAAUCUUGGGUUUCAACUUUACUAUCACAUGUUGAGUGAAGGAAGUGUGAACCCAGAUAAACACACUUUUCCAUUUGUUCUUAAAGCUUGUGCUUACUUGUUUGAUGAAUUUGCAGGCAAGCAAGCUCAUGCCCAUGUUUUCAAAUUUGGGUUUGAUGCUGAUGUUUAUGUUAAUAACAGUCUUAUCCAUUUCUAUGCAUCUUGUGGGUUUUUAGACUGUGCACGCCAGGUGUUCGACGAAAUGCCUGAAAGAAGUCUUGUAUCGUGGAAUACGAUCAUUGAUGGUUUGGUUCAGUCUGGGGAGUAUGAUAUGGCGUUGAGGUUGUUUAGAGAGAUGCAGGGUUCGUUUGAGCCAGAUGGGUAUACAUUACAGAGUAUCAUAUCUGCUUGUGCUGGUUUAGGUGCUUUGUCUUUAGGGAUUUGGGCUCAUGCCUAUGUUUUGAGGGCUUGUGAUGCUAAGCUGGGUGCUGAUGUUCUGCUGAACAACGCAUUGGUGGAAAUGUAUUGUAAAUGUGGGAUGCUGGAUUUGGCCAAGCAGGUCUUUGAUGGGAUGAUAAAGCGCGAUAUUAAUACUUGGAAUUCCAUGAUUCUAGGACUUGCUAUGCACGGGAAAUCUGAGUUGGCGCUCGAACAUUUUGAUGAAAUGAUAAAUGGGGAAGGCCUUAUGCCGAAUGCAAUCACAUUUGUAGGAAUUUUGAGUGCAUGUAAUCAUGGCGGCAUGGUUGAAUUAGGUCGCGAGUGUUUUGAUAAGAUGGUGAAAGAUUACUCCAUAGAACCUCGACUAGAACACUAUGGAUGUUUGGUUGAUCUUCUUGCUCGUGCUGGAUUGAUUGAUGAAGCAUUGCAUCUCGUGUCAAACAUGCCCAUAAAACCCGAUGUUGUUAUAUGGAGAAGUCUUCUUGAUGCUUGUUGCAAGAAAAAUAUAGGUAUUGAAUUGAGCGAACAAGUUGCUAAGAAGAUCCUUGAAUCAGAGGGAGUUGCCUCCAGUGGUGUUUAUGUGCUUUUGUCCAGAGUUUAUGCCUCGGCUACUCGAUGGAACGAAGUUGGUCUAAUAAGAAUGUUGAUGACAGAGAAAGGCAUAAGAAAAGAACCCGGUUGCAGUUCCAUGGAAAUCAAUGGCGUCAACCAUGAAUUUUUCGCAGGGGAUACUUCACACUCUCAAUCAAAGGAUAUAUAUCGAGUUCUAGAUGUGAUAAAUAAGAGACUGUACUCAGCAGGAUAUCGGGCAGACAUAUCACAAGCACCCUUGGUGGAUGGUGAAUAUGAGGAUCAAAAGCAAGAUGCUCUUAAGCUACAUAGUGAAAGACUUGCCAUUGCUUAUGGACUUUUAAAUCUAAAACCCGGUGUUCCCAUUCGUGUAUUCAAGAACCUUCGUGUCUGCAAUGACUGUCAUGAAGUUACCAAACUGAUCUCUAAGAUCUUCGCUGUUGAGAUUGUUGUGAGAGAUCGAACUCGAUUCCAUCACUUUAAAGACGGCACCUGUUCCUGUGGGGAUUACUGGUAGCAUGUGGUGUAUAUAAUGCACUUUGUAUAUUUCGUUAUACUUCAUCCGUUCUAAAAUAAAUGAAACAUUUACCAUAUUAGACUGUUUGUUUUCA